AUGCACCCUGCUGAUGGCUUACUACCGCCGUUUCUGGGGGCUCUCCAGGCUUGCGUCUCGGUACUCCUAACUAUGUGCUAUGGAGUUGCCGCGCGACGAAUGAGUCUAAUCCACGAUGCCACCAUUAAUGAUAUGUCUGCAUUAGGUGUGAAGCUCUUCUUGCCGGCUCUAAUUGUCGUAAAUUUAGGCCAGGAGCUUCACAUCGGGACGGCGUUGAAUUAUAUUCCAGUUCUAGCUUGGUCAUUCAUCUACACCAUCGCUUCCAUCGGCCUGUCUCAUGUAUUAGCACGGCUGUUUCGACUACCCCAAUGGGUUGCCCCAGCAUCAACAUUCAACAACACCUCCUCCCUCCCUUUACUGCUCCUCCAAUCUCUCGGCAGCGUGGGUUCAUUGCGACUCAUCCUACGCAACGGCGAAAGCACAGACGAUGCAAUUGAGCGAGCACAGAGCUACUUCCUCGUUUGUGCAGUCGUCAGCAAAACCAUUGCCUACGUUGUCGGUCCACGGAUGCUCCACGACGGCACAGAUGCAGAGGAUCAUCAGAGCUGUGUUGAAGAACAACAACACCUACCUGAAUGCGAGGAUGAACGCUUGACUGAGACGACCUCCCUGCUACCACGGCGCGCACAAACCGCCAAGGCAGCCGUCGGAGUGCGCGUUCGGUCCUGGAGCAGGUGGCUUGUCUCGUUCUUCCCGUCACGGGUGAGAGAAGAGCUCAUGGCGCCAUUUGGAGAUCCAUUUGCCGGUGUAGCGAUAGGCUGUACUCUUGUCGGUGCGUUGUUGGGUCUUGUCCCCGCGCUGCAUAGGCUGUUUUUCUUGGGCGAUGAGGAAGGCGGGUAUCUCCAGGCGUGGUUGACGACGAGCGUGCGCAAUAUUGGACGGCUCUUUACAACCCUGCAAAUAUUCCUAGUUGGGUGUAAACUCGGGGUAACCUUUGAGAGAAUGAUAGCCGGGGGCGAGGCCAGAGGCGAUUCGAGUCGCAUUCCCAUCCGAGCCAUCACGAUUAUCUUUUUAGUACGGUUGGUGGCCUGGCCGGCAGUGAGUAUCUCGUUGAUAUAUGGACUGGCGAAGCAUACGAAGCUUCUGGGCGAUGAUCCUGUUCUCUGGUUUAGCAUGAUGCUGAUGCCGGCCGGGCCGCCAGCACUGGUGAUUUCGGGACUGGCAGAGCUAGCGCAUGCAUCGGAAACGGAGAAAAUGGCUAUUGCGAAGACAUUGACGGUAAUGUAUGCGCUAUCGCCAUUCAUUUGCUUUACGAUCACGGGCGCACUCAAGGCCUCCGAGGCGGUGUUCAAAGAACGACCUUGA
Penicillium cataractarum is the source of this 1305-nucleotide messenger RNA. Its product is annotated as Auxin Efflux Carrier superfamily. Bases 1 to 1305 code for a protein of 434 amino acids. NCBI's taxonomy places the organism in Eukaryota, Fungi, Ascomycota, Eurotiomycetes, Eurotiales, Aspergillaceae. The transcript has 3 exons. The record is from RefSeq and is a predicted model, not a curated record. Gene Ontology annotation, biological process: transmembrane transport. Gene Ontology annotation, cellular component: membrane; endoplasmic reticulum.